AUGGUUCUGCGACGCUCGAAGGGUUACCAAGACAUUGACGGUAGCACAAGUUCGGCCCCAAACCCCCGAGCAGAAUUGCCCACUGCCGAAAAUGGGCUUCCUCAAGAUAUUGAAAUGGCUUCAGUCUCUGUUGUCCCUGAUGAUACGUACACCGUGACUCAGGCCGUCAAUGCGUUGGGUUUUGGAUGGUUUCAAGUGAAACUCUCCUUAUGGACUGGCUUGUGUUGGAUGGCUGAUAGCAUGGAAAUGACAAUAUUAUCAAUCCUCUCACCUGCACUCCACUGCGACUGGCACAUUUCUAGGUACCAGCAGGCCCUAACCACAACCGUCGUGUUCUUAGGAAUGAUGUUAUCGUCUACUUUUUGGGGCAACUUGAGCGACAGAUACGGACGCAAACAUGCCCUAACGUUGUGUGCGGUUUUGUUGUUUUAUUACGGUUUGUUGAGUUCUAUUGCACCUAGUUUUAUGUGGAUCUUGCUGUUGAGAGGUCUUGUGGGCUUUGCGAUCGGUUGUACGCCUCAAUCUGUUACGCUUUAUGCCGAGUUUUUACCCACAAAACAGAGGGCAAAGUGUGUUGUUUUGCUUGAUUGUUUUUGGGCACUGGGUGCAUGUUUUGAGGUUGCGCUCGCGUUAGUUGUUAUGCCCACGUUAGGUUGGCAGUGGCUGUUGGCUCUCUCAACCGGGCCUUUGUUGGCUUUUGCUUUAGUUUGCCCUUGGCUGCCUGAGUCCGCAAGGUUUCACGUAGCGAGUGGCCAAACUGAUAAAGCUUUGGAAACUUUAGAAAAAAUUGCUAAAGAUAACGGUAAACCAAUGCUGCUUGGGCGGUUAGUGGUGGAUGAUGCCACCACUUCAUCGCCACACAGAGGGCGCUUUAGAGACUUGCUAGUGCCUUCUUUAAGGAGGACAUCACUUCUCUUGUGGUUUAUAUGGAUGGCUUGCGCUUUUUGUUAUUAUGGUUUAGUUCUUAUGACGACGGAACUUUUUGAAACUUCCAGUAUUUUAUGUUCUGAUAUUCCACUGCCUUCGCAGACUCUUGAUACGUGCGCAGCUGACUGUAAACAAUUACAAACCACUGAUUAUAUGGAUUUAUUGUGGACUACAUUGGCUGAAUUUCCGGGCAUUUUUAUCACAAUUUUUACUAUUGAAAGAUUCGGACGUAAAAAAACCAUGGCUGUACAGUUCGUAGCUUACGCAAUUUGUUGUUGUUUCCUUAUGGUGUGUUCAGAAAGGCGUGUUUUUUUAACUGUGAUGUUAUUUCUAGCCCGCGGUAUUAUCGCGGGAGUUUUUCAGGCUGCCUAUGUCUACACUCCUGAAGUGUACCCAACUUCUUUACGUGCUGUUGGAGUUGGUUCUUGUAGCGCUAUGGCUAGGUUAGGCGCCAUGGUAACACCAUAUGUGGCUCAGGUUUUGUUGAAAAGUUCAAUUUCUUUUGCCACAAGUGUUUACACGGUGGCUGCAAUUUUGGCUUCUAUAGCCUGUCUGGUCCUACCUUUCGAAACUACUGGUAAAGAAUUGACCGAGAACGUACAACAGCAUGCUAAUGCUAAUGUGAGAACAAAUAAUACAAAUUAGAGUUAGUUGCAAGACUGUUCAGUAUUACACUGUGGUAUUUAAACUAAUGAUAUUAAACCAAAGUACUUAAUGCUUAUGCACUUUACCAUUUACUUACCAAUUUUGUUGACGAAUAUUGAUAUUUAUUUAUUAAUUUAUUUAUUUGUGUUAAUAUUUAAUUUAUUGUAGUUGUAAGUAGCAUCAUGGUGCUGGUUAUUUUGUAAUUUUUGCUUAUACAUAAAGAAUAAUAUACGUAUACAAACCAUUAA
Messenger RNA from Tribolium castaneum (red flour beetle), 1820 nucleotides. RefSeq lists its product as uncharacterized. The record is from RefSeq and is a predicted model, not a curated record. NCBI's taxonomy places the organism in Eukaryota, Metazoa, Arthropoda, Insecta, Coleoptera, Tenebrionidae. Gene Ontology annotation, cellular component: membrane. Gene Ontology annotation, biological process: transmembrane transport. The coding region runs from base 1 to 1572 and encodes 523 amino acids. Gene Ontology annotation, molecular function: transmembrane transporter activity. The transcript has 10 exons.